AUGUCGUUCAAACAGUCAUCACUGACGACGUUUUUCAGUAGAAAUGACCGCAACAAAGACAAAGAAUCUCAAAGUCCUCCUGUUGAUUCUUCGGCUAUGGCAACUAACGUUCAGUCUGAGCAAUCGGCAUCUGUUUCGCAGAUAUCGUCGAGCUACAAACUUGACAAAGUUGAUCCUAUCAAACUCAUCCACAAAACUCUGUUGGACGAUGAACGCCAGCAAAUUUUGGAACAUAAAUGGGUACCAGAUAAGAAGUUUGAAUAUCCUCAAAAUACUACAGGUAGAUGCUAUAGUAGUAAAUGGGAAGAUACACGACCGUGGCUACGAUGUUCGCUUUCAGAUGACAGCGCCUUUUGUGCGUAUUGCAUUGCAUUUCCGGCUACAGUAUCUGAGAAAAAUCCAGAAUUUAUAACGGUUGGUUUUCGAGAUUGGAAAAAUGCUAAAGGAGAAACACGAGGUGCAUUAGAAAGGCAUGCCAAAUCCGACAGGCACAAGACUGCUCAAGAGAAGAGCGAAAUGUUUUUGAUGACAGUUAAGGGAGAAAGUAUUCCCGUGACCGAAAGUAUAAGCAAGGCUUAUCAGGAAAAUGUUCAGAGGAACAGAGCUUGUUUAAUGUCAGUUAUAGAUGUUGUUAUACAGCUCGGACAGAGAAACAUUCCUUUUCGCGGUAACUGGUCAAAAGAGCUAGGAAAAGAAGAUGGUAACUUCCAAUAUUUUAUUGAUUGGAAAGCACAGUUUGAUGAUGUACUUAAUGUACACCUAUCUACUGCCAAACAUAAAUACCUUUCUCCGAAAGUUCAAAACGAAUUCAUUCGUAUCUGUGAAUUAGAAAUACGAGAAGCUAUCAGAAAUCGGUGUGCAGAGUCGCAAUUUUUUAGCAUAAUGGUCGACGAGACCACAGACGUGGCUGAAAAAGCACAACUGGCUAUUUGUGUGAGAUAUGUAAAUCUAGAAAAGAAUAGCUACCAGGUUAACGAGGACUUUUUGGGAUUCGUUGAAGUGGCGCAAACAGACUCAGAAACAGUCUGCAAUACAGUUUUGCACAAUCUUGGCGCGGAAUGGGGAUUCGACCUGACAAAGUUGCGUGGACAAGGUUAUGAUGGAUGCGCAACGAUGUCUAGUGAGGUUUCAGGGGUGCAAAAAAGAAUCAAAGAUGACUAUCCGGAAGCAAAAUACUUUGUUCAUUGCAACUCGCACCGCCUGAACUUAGUUAUAGUAAACACUUGUAAUAAGGUGGUAGAGGCAAGAAACAAUCUUACAAUACUUGGUAAAAUUACAUGGUUUAUAUGUGGCGUGAGCAAACGCAAAGCUAUCUUGAUGAACGAGGUGAAAGAAGGAAGCAAAGAGUUGGAUUUCGACCUUCUGUACGAAAAUGAAGAUGUCCUCUUUGAAUCUGCGAUGAGACAGAACAUGAUGCCGAAACCAUCCGACACCCGAUGGACUUCAAGGGUAGAUACACUAUCUUGGGUCCUAACGCAUUAUAAAUCUCUCAUCAGCGUUCUGGAAAUCGUGCAGUCGAGAUCUAAAGGCCAGGCUGCAGCUGAUGCUUCAUCAUACCACGCCGUCUUACUGAAGUUCGAUUUCAUAGUUGUUGCAGUGAUUCUGCAAUACACUCUUGGAUAUAUAUACACCCCCUUUCAAUUCUGCCACAGUCGGAGUCUUGCGACCUAG
Molecule: messenger RNA, 1671 nt
Organism: Saccostrea cuccullata (small rock oyster)
Lineage: Eukaryota; Metazoa; Mollusca; Bivalvia; Ostreida; Ostreidae
Product: zinc finger MYM-type protein 1-like
Exons: 1
Coding region: 1-1671 (556 amino acids)
Source: RefSeq, a predicted model, not a curated record